UUUCGCAAGUUUCGUUUGUUACCGCCGUUCUCGUUUUCUUUCCUGUCGUGGCGUCAGUUAGCAGAACUUUAAUUGUAUAAAUACAUAUUACUGUGGCUGUGAAAUCGUUUGAUUACCUCGAAGUUAAUCGUCCGCUGCCAAACGUUACACUCGACGCUCACAAAAAUGCCGGCCAGCAGCAUCGAUUUGUACCAUAUGCAAGACGCUAGAAAUAAUUUUGACGCCAUGCGCCCCGCUCCAAUUUGUGCUGAAGCCAAUCAAUAUAUGGGUCAAUGUCAAAAUAUCCACGUAUCUACAAAUUGCUAUUAUGGCUAUCAUGACCCAAAAACAUUGGAAAACUCCCAUGUAACUACAGAUUGCGAAAUGCUGGAGAUGCCCCAAGCUGAUGGGAUGGCGUCAGCGUCACCCAAAAGUAACGCUAGAAAACGAAGUGCCGACGACAGCGAGUAUCCACUAAGCAAACGCAUACGAGAAGAGGGUACGGUGCCAGCGACUACCAACCACAACCCAUGUUUUCUCCGCCCAACCCACAACAAUCCAGACAUAUCUCGUUGUCUCAUGGUCCAUAUGAUCUAAUCUCUAAGCCUCUGAAGUCUCAAUACUGGCGAUUCCUAAGUCUAAUUCAGCAAUGUCCAUUUUAUCUACAGAAGUACAAAGAGAGAAAAACAUUGAACCUGAGACAACAGAGAACAAGAAUCUGGCCACAAAAGAAGAUUUAUUGGAGUCUCUAUACUGGAACAUUCAUGGCGGAACCUUUUUUCAUUUAAUACAAUGUUUGU
Molecule: messenger RNA, 779 nt
Organism: Hyposmocoma kahamanoa
Lineage: Eukaryota; Metazoa; Arthropoda; Insecta; Lepidoptera; Cosmopterigidae
Exons: 2
Coding region: 166-576 (136 amino acids)
Source: RefSeq, a predicted model, not a curated record